Messenger RNA from Cornus florida, 1563 nucleotides. Its product is annotated as calcium uniporter protein 6, mitochondrial-like. The record is from RefSeq and is a predicted model, not a curated record. NCBI's taxonomy places the organism in Eukaryota, Viridiplantae, Streptophyta, Magnoliopsida, Cornales, Cornaceae. The transcript is spliced from 2 exons. Gene Ontology annotation, molecular function: uniporter activity; calcium channel activity. Bases 357 to 1253 code for a protein of 298 amino acids. Gene Ontology annotation, cellular component: mitochondrial inner membrane; uniplex complex. Gene Ontology annotation, biological process: mitochondrial calcium ion homeostasis; calcium import into the mitochondrion.
AACCUCCAUAAAUGUGACAGAUGGAGAGCCAUUAAACGGUCAAACUAAGUGCAAAGACCGUGUCCAUUUCGUGCUCAUCGAUCGAGUGGCCACAACCACCUCGAUCCCGUUAAAACGGUAACAACGGUCGUCUUUGUCGGCCCCCUCUCAUAAUCCAACCCCCACCUCCUUCAAUUCCACACUUUCUCUCUCUCUACUCUCAACCAACAGUCUGCGACUUCCCAGGCCCCUUAAAACUACUCAUAACUCCUCUCUCUCUAUAUAUAUAUAUAUACUCCCCAACUCUAGAGAGAGAAACAAACUACAAUAAAAAGAUCGACCAAUAUAUAUAUAUCUAUAUAUAUUAUACACGUGUGAUGUGGAGAUCGUCCUGCAAUUUCUUGAGACAGACUGUGUUGUCGGCGGUUAGAUAUCGGUCUAAGCCGCUGAUUGGAUUUAGAGGGUGUAGUUGGGACGUUGAUUAUGGGGGCAAGUCAAUUUCGUUAGAUUCGGGUUCUGGUGGUGUUGCCGCCGGCGGAGCUGAUGGCGGCGGCGGUGGCGGUGGGGAGACUAUGUCGUAUUCGGAGGCGAAGAAGCUGAUGAGAUUGGUGGAUGUGGAGUCUUUGAAGAUGAAGCUGGGGAUGGAAGGGAAGGAGGUGAUCGGGUAUUCGGAGCUCCUCGAAGCCUGCCAGAGCAUGGGAGUGGCCAAAACUCGAGACGAGGCCGCCGUGUUCGCCGGAGUUCUUGAUGAGGCUGGUGUCGUUCUUCUCUUCAGAGAUCAAGUCUAUCUCCACCCCGAUAACGUGGUGGAUCUAGUUAGGAAAGCAGUGCCCCUUGCUCUGACAGCUGAUGAUGACCCGAGGAAGGAUGAGCUGAAGAAGCUGCAGGAGAAGAAGGAAGAGCUCGACAUGCUGGCACAUAGGCAGGUCCGACGCAUCCUCUGGUCCGGGCUAGGGCUGUCCGUGUUACAGGUUGGGCUCUUCUUCCGCCUAACGUUCUGGGAAUUCUCAUGGGAUAUCAUGGAGCCCAUUGCAUUCUUCACCACAAGCACUGGCAUAAUCAUAGGUUAUGCCUACUUUCUCUUCACUUCAAGGGACCCUACUUACCAAGACCUGUUGAAGAGGCUGCUUGUCUCGAGGCAGAAGAAGCUGAUCAAGAAGCAUAAUUUCGACGUGGAGAGGUUCAUGGAUUUACAAAAGAAAUGUAAAUCGCCUCUGGACAUCCCGGCCUUCGCCAAACAUCGGAUGGGGGUGGGACUGGAUCAUGAAGACUAAUGGAAGAUCCUUGACAUAGGCAAUAUUAACACAUUUUUGGUCUUUUGACAGCUUACUUUAGAAUUCAUCUUAUUCAACCAACCCCUCCUAUUUUCUCCGAGGCAGGGCAUACAUGUUGUUGAACUUUUUACUUGCUUCUUAAGCUUACUCUCCGAUUUAUUGAUUCGAUUCUCGAAUCUAUUCUUUCACUAGCACGAACUAGGACUAGCUGAAAGUGUUCACUGCCAUGAGAUCCAAACUCUUUGGCUGUUGUUACGAGUCAAUCUUAUACUUGCUUGGUUUUUGCAUAAAUGACUACAAAAAUUUUGUC